Anopheles cruzii is the source of this 4205-nucleotide messenger RNA. RefSeq names its product DNA excision repair protein ERCC-5 (gene mus201). Gene Ontology annotation, molecular function: DNA endonuclease activity; single-stranded DNA binding. The coding region runs from base 1 to 4155 and encodes 1384 amino acids. Gene Ontology annotation, cellular component: nucleus. The transcript is spliced from 3 exons. Lineage: Eukaryota; Metazoa; Arthropoda; Insecta; Diptera; Culicidae. Gene Ontology annotation, biological process: nucleotide-excision repair. The record is from RefSeq and is a predicted model, not a curated record.
AUGGGAGUUUUAGGAUUGUGGAAGCUGAUUGAGCAAUCCGGUAAACCGGUUCCAUUGGAAACGCUCGAGAACAAAGUGCUGGCCGUGGAUGUGUCGAUAUGGUUGCAUCAGGUGAUAAAAGGAUUCCAGGACUCGAAGGGCAGCGCUUUGCCGAAUGCGCACGUUUUGGGCUUAUUCCAUCGGUUGUGCAAACUGAUGUACUAUCGCAUUAGGCCGAUAUUCGUGUUCGACGGUGGCGUUCCGGUGUUGAAGAAACAAACGAUUGCAAAGCGUAAUCAGAGCCGAAAUAACUACCAGAAUGAAGCGGAUCGUAUACAGCAGUUGCUGCUGGAAACGCUCGCCAAAGAGAAGGUUGUUCAGCAGGCGCUCGGAUCGGCCACGAACAUCCUUAUCACACCGGGCAAAAAAUCCGUACCAGCAAGUGGUGGUAGCGCCAGUAAACAACAGCCAAUCGAGGAGCGGGAUGAAAUGUUUAAACUGCCCCCCAUGAAGGCACCCGAAGAGCCAAUCGAUCUGAACAAAAGCGACAGUUCGAUGGACGAAAAAUCGUCACGCAACUAUUACCACCUGAAUCUGAACGCUAUCGACGUGACGAGUGUGUACUUUAAGAAUCUUCCGGCCGACGUGAGGCACGAAAUUCUGAACGAUAUUAAGGAAACGCGCAAACAGUCGUCCUGGGGCCGUCUGCACGAACUGCCCGUCCAGAGCGAUUCCUUUUCAUCGUUUCAGAUGAAGCGGCUUCUCAAGCGCCGCCAGGUGCAGGUAGAGCUGGAAGAGGCCGAAAAGGAAAUGGGUGGAAAGUGUCUGUCGCUGGCCGAGCUGGAAUCGCUACUCAACGAGGAAGGUGUCGAAACAUCGUCCAGUCGAGCCGCCCAACAGAUUGCAUCGGAUGAAAACACACGAUUUCUGCUCGUCCGUGACGUACAGAAAGCGAUCGAGAAAGCGAAGGCACGCGAGGAAGAAGAAAAGCUAGCGCCAAAGGUACCCAAACUUCCGAAACUGGUGCGCCAGACAAGCGGUUCGAUGGACGAUGACAAAGAAAUGGAUGAAGAGCUACAGAUGGCGAUAAAAAUGUCUCUCAUGGAAGGCGAAACCCCGAACGCGGUGAUCGAACUGGAUGAAGACGAUGUCCGGAUGUCGCGGCAGCAGAAGCAAGUAUUGGGAACUGCUGCUCGAACCUUAGCCCGUGGCUUUAUGCUGGAGUACGGAGGGCUUACGAAUGAGGAGUUUAAUGAGUUGUUGCACCAAACGCAGGAUGUCGAUUGUGGAGACGUAAACGAUUCGAUGGCACAAAUGUUCAUCCUUAAUGGUGCCUCGAUCUUGGAGCCAACAAACGACCGGGUCAAUGAGCAUCCAAAGGUACCAGAGCCUGAAGAAGAAAGCCCAAUCGAGGUGAAAAAUAGUAGCGAGUCGGAAACUGAAUCCGAUUCUGAUUUCAUCGAUGUUCCGACGGACAACUUGAGUGAUUCAGUGUCCGGGUCCGGCGUGUCGCUGCCCCUCAACCAAAGCAACCAUCUCAAGCCGCACUACAAUCCGAUUGUGGACUUUACGAUCGACGAUCUUAAGCAACUCGGUGGAAAGCAAAACAAGAAUCUGAAGAAAGGCGUAGAAAUUUUCAUCAAACAGGAGGAGAUGGGAGUUUGCGAUCAGGAUGACAUUUUUGCGGAUGUUUUCAAGAAGGGCAACAUCGACGAUGAACAGAGUAAAGCAGAGACACCACUUGCGAUGUGCAGUAUACCGGUGGAAGCAAUGAAAAACAGCAUAGGCGAGCGCGGAACCUCCAAAGAAAAUGCACCGUCCGCUGAGGCUGCUGUACUGCAACCGGUUGUAGGUUUAAAGAUUAAAAAGGUUGAUGAUAUCAAUGCACAGCUGAAAGAGCAACUUGAGCAGCUCCGAAAAGGCCUCCCGAACAUGGAGCUCGAUGGCAUCGGCGCUCUCGGGCAACCUGCUUUGGAAGGUAUUUUGCCAUUGGGAAAGAUAGUGAAGCCCGUGGAGGACUUGAAGAGCAUAAAUGACACACUCAAAAAACAACUGGAGGACUUGAAGACGAGUUCCAUCGCAUUAGAUUUGAAUGACAUAAGUGCGAAUGAUGUGGAGCAAGAAAAGGCCGCAGCUGAAGAGGAGGUUGAUAGUGAUGCCACAAUCAUCAACGAUGCUGAAUCCUUGUGCACUUCGUUGAUAUCUCCCUUGAAGCUAAGCAUUUCUGAGUCGAUAGUAAAGCAGCCGGACAUCGCGAACGAGUCGCAGAAUGAUGUUGGCAUCGUUGAGCAGACGGCGCCAGUGAUCGAAAUUCUCGGUAGCCCCUCGAGGAAGGGUACACUGGAACACCUGGUCGUUGCCCGCACACCGGGAAAAGACUCCAAAAAGCAAGACCAACCAGAAGAACGGUUACCGUACGUACCGAAACCUUUCUUUGUCAACAAAACACCUCCCUCGGCUUCGCCAUCGCCAUCGAAGAGCGGGAACGCGCCCAAGCAUGCUUCACCCAGUGUUGUGAAGCAACUGUUUCCGAAGAUUGUGGAACCGGAGCCACAGCCAUCGACUAGCAAGCAGUCAGCACCCGCACAACCACCGGUUAGUGCCGAUACGCUAAUUUCUGAGAUGGCUACCACCCUUAAAGAUACCAGAACUCCAGGCGAACUCAAGCAGAUGGCGCUCGAUUUGGCCCAGAACGAGCGUGAGCUCGAACGGGAAAAGAACAAACAGAAUCGGCUUGGAGUUUCAAUUACCGAUCAAAUGCGCAACGAUUGCAUGGAGCUAUUGCAACUCUUCGGUGUACCGUACAUCGUGGCACCGAUGGAAGCCGAGGCACAGUGUGCAUUUCUGAACCAGAUCGAACAGACCGACGGCACAAUCACGGACGAUAGCGACAUCUGGCUGUUUGGUGGUCAGCGGGUGUAUAAGAACUUUUUCAACCAGCAAAAGCUGGUGCUUGAGUUUACCAUCGACGGUAUCGAGCAAACGUUCCAGAUGGACCGUAAGAAGCUAAUUCAGCUAGCGUUGCUAGUGGGAAGCGACUACACGACAGGUAUACACGGUAUCGGGGCCGUAACUGCGCUCGAGAUACUGGCUUCGUUCCCAGCGACUCCGGAACAGGCGGGGGAAACAUCGGAAAUGAUGUCGCUGCUGUCGGGAUUGCGAAAGUUCCGGGACUGGUGGCAACACAGUCGUGCCGGAACCGCCACAAGUGGGACGCGCAUUGCACUAAAAUCGAAGCUUAAGAACAUCGACAUCGGAGAGAGUUUCCCCAGUUCGGGUGUUGUCGAAGCGUACCUGCAGCCAACGGUGGAUUGUAGUGAUGAAGAGUUUACCUGGGGCUAUCCGGAUGCGGACCGAUUACGGGAUUACGCCCGACAAAAGUUUGGCUGGACGCGUUCGAAGACGGACGACAUAUUGAUACCGGUGUUGAAGCGACUCGAUGAGCGAAAAUCGCAAACAUCCAUUAAGAACUACUUCAAGGUCCAAAGCGCUGUAGCUCAAAACCGGUUAAAGGUUAGUAAACGCGUGCAGCAUGCGGUUGAUACGAUGGCAGGUAAGAUUGAAACCAAAGCCGACGAAGCCGGGUCGGCUAAAAAGAAAAGCCCUGGGAAGAAAGGAGGUCGUAAAAAAAAGCCUGCGGCUGGAGAGGCGGUAGAAUCGAUUACAAGGGUCGAUUUGGAGUCGAAUGAUGGGAAUAUUGGAAAGGAAGCACCCAACGCGCCCCCCAUUGAUGGUGGACAUGAUUCUGCUGAAAAAACUACCAAAAGAUCGGCUGCACGCAAAAAAGUUGCUAACAGUGGUGCAUUGGGAGCUUCGGAUAAACCGAAACGUGGGCGCAAGAAGGCCACAACGGUAGAUGCACCUGAAGGCGAUACGAAUCAGGCCACGCAAUCUUCGCCCGCCAACCCAGCUCAAUCGGGUCACUCGUUAGCGAACAUAGGGGGGAUCAUUGCAAAUAUCAAUCAACAGUCGGCAGGAAGUUUGGCGACGGACAAGGAGAGUGCCGUUGGACGGAAGAAACGAGCGGCCAAUAAAAUCCCCGACUUCAAUCCAGUCAUUCCGCAGCGUGUGAAAGAUCAGGAGGAGAUGGCCAACCGGAAGCAGAAGGCAGCGGAACUGUUCAAGAAGCUUCGAGCGGAGGGAACGAUAAAGAGUAAGAAAGCAAGAGACCAAUGAAUAAGAGUAAAGAAAAACGCCGUUUUGUCAAAUCUGAAUUUAAAUUGAAA